CAGAAAUCUGACGAGACUUAAGACUUUAUGAAGAUCAACAAAAGCUAAAUGCGGUUGACACAAAGAAAAUAUUUAUUAUCUCUAGUGAAGGUUGCCUAAUCUAUGCAGCGAAUUUUGGGGGACCUAAUCUCGGGAUCCAUCGAGCUCUUACGAGCCAAUUAAAGUAUACGACUCCGUUCACACAUUCUGUCCCCCGCCCAAAUCUACUCCACUGACUCCACCGAGAACUUUUCCAUUGAGAGUGAAGCGGCUUUUGUUUUCCUCAUUGACAGGCGUUAAUGAUAAUGACAAUAUUAUUAUAAUAAAAUCUAAAGAGCUCUGACGGAGCCGUAAUUAAUGGAAUCGUUACUAUCAGAACAUUGUUAAACUGCAAUAAAAUGUAUAUUGAGUAAAAAAAAAGGUCCUAGAAAUAAUCGUCCGACUGACAAACAAUUCGCACCGUUUAUUUAUAAUGAGGCAAUCAAUAAAUCGGAUUGCCAGACGCCCGUUACAUCCGUAACUGAUCAAACAUGGUUUAUUCUUCCACUGGAGAGAGACGGCCCCUGCUAGUCCACGUAGUUCCAAAUCAGCUCAGGAAAUUAGCCUCGAGAGGUUUCGGAGCACGCCACUGGCAGGCGAUCAUCCUGUUUGUGGGAAUGAUGAUCAACUACUUCCAGAGGGUCAACAUAUCGGCUGGGAUUGUUCCUAUGACCCAAUCCACUGCAGGAGCUCCUUUCUACAAUUGGGAUACGUCGGAUAAGUCGAUGAUCCUUAGCAGCUUUUUCUGGGGCUAUGUUGUCUCCCAGGUGCCGGCAGGACUCUUGGCCAAGCGAUUUGGCGCCAAGUUAGUCUUAGGCUUGGCGACGGCAAUUGGUGGCAUCUUGUGCUUUUUCCACCCCAUGGCAGCCAAAAAUGGUUGGCAGAGUAUCUGCGUCCUGCGUGUCCUUACUGGUGUUGUUCAAGGGACUGUGUAUCCAUGUGUUCACACCCUACUGGCCAAGUGGGUGCCGCGAACGGAACGAGGUCUUCUCACCACGGGCGUAUAUUCGGGAGCACAGUUCGGAACGGCUGUUAUCCUGGUUACCAGUGGGUUUAUUUUCGACUCUAGCAUGGGCUGGCCAGGAUUAUUCUAUCUAUCCGGUGGUCUAAGCCUAGCUUGGGCACUGCUAUUCUUUUGGCAGGCGGCUAAUGAACCAGCCACAGCCCGUAACAUCAACAAAUGCGAAGUGGAGUACAUCGAGAGUCUUACGGGCAGCAAUAGUGCAAGUCAGUCCAUGUCCGUACCGUGGGUGUCGAUCUUCAGGUCUCCUGCCUUCUACGGUCUGCUGGCAGCUCAUUGUGGAUUCACUUGGGGCUUCUAUACACUGCUCACCGAAAUGCCCACUUACAUGAGCAAAGUCCUGCAGCUGAACGUCAAGUCCAAUGCCUUCCUCUCCUCGCUGCCAUACUUUGCUAUGGGCUUGCUCUGCUUUGUGGUUAGUCCCAUAUCGGAUUUGCUCAUCAACAGGGGCACCAUAUCGAUCACCACGGCGCGAAAGCUCUUCAAUUCAAUAGGACAGUGGGGUCCAAUGGCCUGUUUAAUCGGAUUAGGAUACAUGACCGCCGACGAGAAGACGUGGGCCAUCAUUUUACUGACGCUGGCAGUUGGCAUUAACGCCGGUUGCUCCUGUGGUUACCUUAUUAAUCAUAUUGAUUUGUCCCCCAACUUUGCGGGUCCCAUGAUGGGAGUGACCAAUGGUAUUGCAGGCGUGACCUCCAUAGUGGCUCCCUUAGUAGUGGGGGCGGUUAUAUCAGAUGAAGAGGAUCCCAGCCAGUGGCGAUUAGUGUUCUUUAUCACGGGAGGAAUUUAUCUGGUGUGCAACACCCUUUUCGUGAUAUUUGGUAAGGCCACUAUCCAGCCGUGGAACGAGCCGGCCUCUAUGUCCAGCACAAUGACUCUUCGCAAUAAUCUGGAAAACGACUCAAAGUCCAUUGCUCCCACGUCAGACAAAGACAACAGGUUCUAAAGGAGUCGAGCAACACCUGGAUCCCAUUGACAAUCUCGUUAAUUGUAGUAAUUAUAAGUUAUUGUUAUUAUAUGUAGCUUGCCGUCUGUGCCAGCGAUAUUUGGAUAUGCCUAGCUCUAACUUAAAGUAUUGGUUUAUGUUUACGCUUAUGCUAAGGGAAGCUUAAUAUGACUUAGUUGUGUGAUUAGUCCAAAUUGGACUUUAUGAUGAGUGGCACGUUUCUAGGGUGAUUAAGUCGAUAAGAGUCUGUCAAUAUGCGAAUAGUCUAUGCACACAGCAUACUAAUAAAUAUUUACAGCCCUUGUAA
Molecule: messenger RNA, 2292 nt
Organism: Drosophila eugracilis
Lineage: Eukaryota; Metazoa; Arthropoda; Insecta; Diptera; Drosophilidae
Gene: MFS12
Product: putative inorganic phosphate cotransporter
Exons: 4
Coding region: 510-1985 (491 amino acids)
Biological process (GO): monoatomic anion transport; transmembrane transport
Cellular component (GO): plasma membrane
Molecular function (GO): transmembrane transporter activity
Source: RefSeq, a predicted model, not a curated record